This is a messenger RNA of Aspergillus affinis, 1428 nucleotides long. RefSeq names its product putative MFS transporter. The record is from RefSeq and is a predicted model, not a curated record. Gene Ontology annotation, cellular component: membrane. Gene Ontology annotation, molecular function: transmembrane transporter activity. NCBI's taxonomy places the organism in Eukaryota, Fungi, Ascomycota, Eurotiomycetes, Eurotiales, Aspergillaceae. The coding region runs from base 1 to 1428 and encodes 475 amino acids. The transcript has 9 exons. Gene Ontology annotation, biological process: transmembrane transport.
AUGAGUGCGUCAGAAAAAGGCCCCAAGGAAGCCGAAAAUCCAGAUUACGUAGAGUCAUCUCUAGAUGGAUUAGCCAACGAUGAGGACCUGAAGGCGCGCGAGAAGGCGCUGGUUUGGAAACAAGACUUGCGCAUCGUUCCGUUGAGCGCCGGGGUCUAUCUUCUCUGCUACCUGGAUCGAUCCAACAUCGGGAAUGCAAAGAUCCUCAACGAGAAUACGGGGGACGAUCUCCUCACGGAGACGGGGAUGAGCUCGUACGAGUACACCAUUGCGCUCAUGGUGUUUCUUAUCGCCUACGCUCUCUUCGAGGUCCCCUCGAACUAUUUCUUGAAGAAGCUCAAACCAAGUCGAUGGAUUGCGUUCCUCAUGCUAUCAUGGGGGGCGUGCACAAUGGGCCUGGGCGGUGCGCAUAACUACGCCCAGGUGACCGGAAUUCGCUUCUUACUUGGAGUGAUGGAGGCCGGGCUCUUCCCAGGACUUGUGUAUUUCUUAACCUUUUGGUAUCGGAACUCGGAGCGCUCCUUACGAGUGGCCCUGAUCCUAGCAUCGGCCACUUUAGCAGGCGCCUUUGGAGGCGCCAUUGCCUACGGGGUAGGACAUUUGAAUCAAGUCCACGGCCUGUCAGCAUGGCGCUGGCUGUUCAUCAUCGAGGGUGCUCCGUCCUGCGCAUCGGCCUUCCUCGUUUGGUUUUUUCUUCCUGACUAUCCGGAGUCGGCUUCAUGGCUCACCCCCGAGGAGAAAGACUUAGCAGCACAGCGACUCCACCUUGAAGGUUCCCAGGGGAAAGCACAGGCGAUGACAUGGGAGGAAGCGAAGGGGGUAUUGACAGAUUGGCGCCUCUACGCCCAUUAUGCAGUGUAUUUCGGUAUAUCAGGCCCCUUUUCCAGUCUGUCGCUCUUCACUCCGGUCAUCACCAGUGGUCUCGGUUAUGCGAAGCUGCGCGCUCAACUCAUGACCGUCCCACCCUGGGCGGUAGCAUAUGUAGUAACCACCGCGGUCGCUUGGUCUGCGGAUUACUUUAACAGUCGGGGUCUUCAUUCAGCCAUCUUCUCCUUCAUCGGAGCCAUGGGGUUUUUAGCUUCUGCCGUGCUUCCGGCAGACGCCUACCUGCACCGAUACGGUUGCCUCAUCGUGGCGACCAGCGGCGCAUUUGCCUGCAUUCCACCCUUACUCGGCUGGCUCUCCGCCAAUAUUCGGUCCACCGCGGGAACGGGGCUCGCAAUUGCGCUCAAUGUUUCUUUCGGGGCACCGGGGCAGAUCGUCGGCGUGUGGAUCUACAAAUCCAACGAAGCGGAACGAGGCUAUCCGACCGGACACUGGACCAAUGCGGCGUUGCUCCUUGCGGUAUGCGUGGGGUGCCUCGCGUUGCGACUUUAUUAUGGAUGGAGAAACAAGCGGAUUGUGGUAGGGGAGAAGUUUGCAUAUUAG